Molecule: messenger RNA, 1913 nt
Organism: Ipomoea triloba (trilobed morning glory)
Lineage: Eukaryota; Viridiplantae; Streptophyta; Magnoliopsida; Solanales; Convolvulaceae
Product: bifunctional 3-dehydroquinate dehydratase/shikimate dehydrogenase, chloroplastic-like
Exons: 11
Coding region: 97-1632 (511 amino acids)
Biological process (GO): shikimate metabolic process; chorismate biosynthetic process
Molecular function (GO): shikimate 3-dehydrogenase (NADP+) activity; 3-dehydroquinate dehydratase activity
Source: RefSeq, a predicted model, not a curated record
AGAUGAUUUAUCUUUGAAAAUUCUACGAAGUCCCACAUCAAGGCCCACCUGGGCACUUGGAAUCUUCAUAAUGGUUCAGUGCCUUAAUUUGGUGCCAUGGGUUUCAAGAGUGACCUGUUGGUUUACACAACAUUGGAAUGUGAAACCAAGGAGGAGAUGCUUUCUUCCAUGAACAAAGCAAAGGAAGAAGGAGCAGAUCUUGUUGAGGUUUGCGUUGACUGUUUGUCCUCCUCCCACCUUUCUGAGGUUGAACACCUCCUCAGACACAGAACUCUGCCCUCAAUCAUCUGUUGCAGGCCCAAUAAGUGCAUAGGCGUAGACUGGGAGAGCAAAUGCUUGCAGGUUCUGAAACUGGCCGUCCAACUUGACGUUGAGUUUGUCGAAGUUGCCCUCGAGGUGGCUUCUGACAUGGUGAUGAAUGAGCUAAUGAGAGUUCGGUCAAACAGCAAGAUAAUUGUCUCCACUUACGUCAACGGCGGCGGACCUCCCACCACCGAGAAACUCGGGGACCUCAUUAUAAACAUGCAGGCAACUGGCGCCGACAUUAUCAAACUUGUGAUUGAUGUUGCUUACAUUACAGAUGUGGCCCCGGUUUUCCAGAUGCUGACCCACUGUCAGGUUCCACUGAUUGCUAGGGCGGUGGGAGAUAGAGGUCUUAUUAGCCAAUUACUCGGCCCCAAAUAUGGCGCCUUCUUCGUUUGUGGAUCCUUGAAUGGCAAGUCCACUCCCGGGCUGCCCCCUCUGAAUAGCAUCAAAGAUGUGUAUCAGCUUGAGUAUGUGAAUGCUGACACAAGAAUCUUUGGAGUUGUCUCCAAUCCUGUGGGACAUAGCAAAGGCCCUCUCCUGCAUAACCCUGCCUUUAGGCAUACAGGGUAUAAUGGAAUAUAUGUGCCAUUGUUGGUUGAUAACAUCAAGGAAUUCUUUAGGGUCUAUUCCUGCAUAGACUUUGCUGGUUUCAGUGUUGGAAUCCCACACAAGGAAGCAGCAGUAGAUUGCUGUGAUGAAGUUGAUCCCCUUGCUAAGUCCAUAGGUGCUGUGAAUACAAUUAUCCGGAGGAAUGGGAAGCUCAUUGGUUAUAAUACAGAUUGCGAGGCUUGUAUGACUGCAAUUGAAGAUGCACUCAAAGAGAGGCAAAUGACAAAUGGCCAUGCAUCACAUGCUUCUCCCAUGGCUGGGAAAUUGUUUGUCUUGGUUGGAGCUGGUGGUGCUGGGCGAGCUAUGGCUUUCGGAGCCAAAAGCCGAGGUGCAAGGGUUGUGAUUUUCAACCGCAAUUAUGAGAGGGCAAAAGCUCUUGCCAAAGCAAUAUCUGGUGAAGCACUGCCAUAUGAUCGCUUGAAUGAUUUCUGCCCAGAGAAAGGGAUGAUCCUAGCAAAUGCUUCUGCCAUAGGAAUGCAGCCUAGGACAGAUGAAACCCCUGUUUGCAAGGAGGCCUUGAAAUCAUACGAUCUAGUAUUUGAUGCGGUUUACACACCCAGAAACACCCGUCUUCUGCAAGAAGCUGCAGAGGUUGGAGCUGCAGUGGUGAGUGGAGUCGAGAUGUUCAUCAGGCAGGCUCUUGGACAGUUCAAAUUGUUCACUGAUGGAUUAGCGCCCGAGGACUUCAUGCGCAAGAUCGUCUUGGAACAAUUCUGACAUAUAGCUCAAACAACACGAGAAAAGCAUAGUCUUUGCGAGAUCAUCAGCUAUAAGUCAGUAUUUUUGUUUACUUUACAUUGGCUUUCAACUCUAGCUUACUAUUCAAAGCAGAGAAAAUGGAUAACAGUUCAGCAAGCCCGAGUGUUCUUCAACCACGGCAUUGGUUCAUUGUCAGAUAGGAAGAACAGUAUGUGGUGUAUAUAAUUAUUGUAAUAAUAAGAGAAUGCUGUGUUUUGGAUGGUGAUUUGUAUCGAGAAAUAAAAUGCAAAAUAGCAUCA